This is a messenger RNA of Adelges cooleyi (spruce gall adelgid), 2081 nucleotides long. RefSeq names its product conserved oligomeric Golgi complex subunit 6 (gene Cog6). The record is from RefSeq and is a predicted model, not a curated record. The transcript is spliced from 11 exons. Gene Ontology annotation, biological process: intra-Golgi vesicle-mediated transport. Bases 149 to 2059 code for a protein of 636 amino acids. Lineage: Eukaryota; Metazoa; Arthropoda; Insecta; Hemiptera; Adelgidae. Gene Ontology annotation, cellular component: COG complex.
UUGUGAUCAGUCAAAUAGUUGUGAAACGUUUUUUAAUCUUUUUAAGAAAAUACUUUGUAGUAAUUAUUUUAGAAAAUAAUAAUAGUAAUAUAUUUUUACUUGUGAUAUUUUUUUAUAGUGACAACACGUUUACUUGUAUUUUUCAAAAAUGACAACUGACAAAGAUGCUAUUACGAAAAGAGUGAAUAGUGUAUUAGAGACUCAUUUAGAAAAAGAAAAGGAUGCCUUGGAAGCAUUAAAAGAAAUAUCAGAAUUCUAUACAGAAAAUACAUUGGAAUGUAGAAGAGGUCUAAGAACUAAAAUAGAAAAAAGAAGUCUUGCGUUAAAUGAAGAUUUCUUAUCUGCUUUUGAAAAAGUUAAAGAUGCUGUAAAUUCUUUACACAACAAUGUAAGUUCAAUGAAUACUGCUGUUGUUAGUAUGUCAACACAGCUAAAAGAAACUAAAGCAGAAACUCAACAUUUGAUUGAACUAACAAAGCAACUACAAAUGGAAAGAAAGAAUGUGACUUAUCAGAAAGUAUUAGUCGACGCAUAUUCCAAAGCUUUUCAAUUAUCUCCAACUGAAGUAAACUGUCUCCGUACUAAUGAUAUUACUCAAGAGUUUUUUACUGCUUUAAAUAGAACCCAAAUCAUUAGCAAUAAUUGCCGUAAGCUAAUGCAAGCUGGUCAUCAAGCAUCAGCUUUAAGUUUGAUGGAACAGAUAUCUGGUUAUCAACACUUGGCUAUGGAAAGACUAUAUAGGUGGGCCCAAUUACAUUGCAAAGAUGUGGAGUCGUCUUCAAAUGGACCAUUGCUUGUAUGCGCUAUGGAAGUGUUGCAAGAUCGACCAGUUUUAUUCAAGUACGUGUUGGAAGAAUAUUGUACGAUCAGACAAGCCGUAGUAGCGCAAAUGUUUAUUGAUGCUCUAGCGGCAAAUAGCUCUAAUGGUGUAUCAAUAAAAGCGUUUUCAAAAGACAUUCGCAUGUAUGUGAAUAAUAUGCUGUCAUGGUUGAUCGAUCACAUACCGACUGAGAGAAAAUAUUUGACAUAUUUAUUGAAAAACUGUGAUAAAACAAAUAAUGAAGAAGAAAUAGCAUCGUGUAUGAGUAGUAUAACUGAGGGAUUGUGUAGUCCACUGUCUUCACGCGUUGAGAGCGUACUACAUAUGAAUGAGAACCCAAUUGAUCUUUACAGUGUUGCAAGUUCGCUUAAAUUUUAUCUUCAAAUAGUUAUGAAAACUGUUCCAGCUGGACAAUUAUGUCAGACUAUUGUCGAACUACAUAAGACAAUGGAAUGUGUGUUUUUGAAUAAAUUGCAAAACUUGGUACGCGACACACUUUUGGAACGAAUAGAAGCGCCUCCUACUGACCUGUCUCCUUCACCUGGGAUUGGACAUUUGUUAAAUAUUCUGAGACAAGUUUUAUCAGUAGCUGCUGUCACAGAAGACAAACAAGAUGACAUAUCGAUGAUAAUUUCUUGUGUGCUAGAACCUUUACUGCAAGCAAUUAACUUGAGCGCCUCAAGAUUAUCUCCACUUGACAUGGCUGUUUAUCAACUAAAUUGCUUAAACGAUAUACACAAUACACUAAUACAGUAUGAAUAUGUUGAGGAUAAACUUAAACGCUUACAGACUCAAAUGGAUGUACAAAUAGAAACGGCGUCUACAGAACAAACAAACUAUCUUGUUACACACUUGAAUCUGGAAGAAAUUCAAACAGCUCUUCAAGCUCAAGGAACUAACGCCCCAAUGUCACAGAUACAAGGAAUGGAAGCAGAAAAUUUAAUUAAUUUUUUGACAAAAAUUGAAACCAUGUUAGUUAUGCCAGACACACUAUCUGUACCACAAAUGGGUUGUUUAAAAAAUAAUCACCACUUUAAUAAGGUGAGACAACGGUCCAACGAAGUCAUUUCAGCUGUUUAUAAACAGCUCUAUGAACAUGUCCACAACCCAAAAAACGAGUAUGAAAACCCUUCGAAACUAAUGCCAAGAGCACCCGAACUAGUGCAUAAAAUAUUGGUCGAUGGUGAAAACUCAAAUCAUAAUAAUUCUGAACUUAUAAAUACCAUACCUGUACAAUAAAAAAAAGAAAAAAGAUUAUUUA